AUGACUUCCGACAACAAUGCCUCUGUCUCACAGCCUGCGCAAACCACAUGGGACUCAAUGCCAAAGCGCAAACCUGUCCCUGGUGCCACCAAUGCAGCGAUCGACUCUGAGGAAUCAGCCUCUGGCCAAACCAGCGUGACGAGUGACAAGAUCGCGUCGCCUGAGAAGAGGAAUACUUGGCUUCCUGCUGGUGGUCUUACCCUUUGGUUCGCAUCGCAGAAGCGAUCGCGCAAAAUCCUCAUCGUCGGCAUCGGAGCGGGGAUCAUACUGCUCGCACUGAUCAUUGGUCUUGCCGUGGGCUUGACCGUGGGUAAAAAACAUUCGAAUCUUCCACUUCCAACUGCCAACGGCGGUCCCUAUGAGGGUGACCUAACCUACUACAACCCAGCCCUCGGGUCCUGUGGCUACACCAAUACAGACUCCGACAUGAUUUGUGCAGUAUCGCAUAUCCUGUACGAUGCAGCCUCCACAGGCUCAAACCCCAAUGCAAACCCGUUAUGUGGCCUGAAAAUAAGACUCCGCCGCAAUGGAGAAAGUGUGGACGUGAAGAUUGUCGAUCGCUGUGUUGGCUGUGCAGCGACUGAUCUAGAUGUCACGGAAGCAGUCUUCAAAAAAGUAGCCGACAUAGACCAGGGUCGGGUCUCUGUCGAGUGGUCCUGGCUGGAGACGCCGCCUGUCUCUGUCUCUUGA
Molecule: messenger RNA, 690 nt
Organism: Penicillium subrubescens
Lineage: Eukaryota; Fungi; Ascomycota; Eurotiomycetes; Eurotiales; Aspergillaceae
Product: RlpA-like double-psi beta-barrel domain-containing protein
Exons: 2
Coding region: 1-690 (229 amino acids)
Source: RefSeq, a predicted model, not a curated record